AGCAGCCUUGGCUAAGAUAACGGAAGAAGGUGAAGAAGACAAUUUUAGUUGCGGCAGAGAGAGUUUGACUUUUUUUUUUAAAGAAAACUAAGAAAAAAGUUGUGGUAGUAGAAAUUGAGUUUAGGGGAUUAGCAAAGGCGAAAAUGGCAGUUUUAACGAAGGAAACUUUACCUUUAGGAUUUAGAUUCAAGCCGACAGACGAAGAGCUCAUCAAUCACUACCUUAGAUUGAAGAUCAACGGUCGUCAUUCCGAGGUCAAGGUCAUUCCUGAAAUUGAUGUCUGCAAAUGGGAGCCCUGGGAUUUGCCUGGACUGUCGGUGAUAAAAUCGGACGAUCCGGAGUGGUUCUUCUUCUGGCCGCGUGACAGGAAGUACCCCAACGGCCAUCGUUCCAACAGAGCAACGGAUAAAGGGUACUGGAAAGCCACGGGUAAGGAUCGAACCAUCAAGUCUAAAAAGUCACUCAUCGGCAUGAAGAAGACCUUGGUUUUUUACAAGGGCCGUGCUCCGAAGGGCCAGCGUACUAACUGGAUCAUGCACGAAUACCGUGCCACCACCAAGGACCUUGAUGGCACCGCCCCUGGCCAGGGUGCUUUUGUUCUAUGUCGAUUGUUUCAUAAACCAGAAGAGAAGAAUGAUAUUGUGAAGUAUCAUGAAGUAGAACAAAUUGGAUAUUCUCCUACCAUGACAAAAUCUUCUCCUGAUGACGCUUCAUCCGAUCUUCUCCAAGAUAAUAUGUCAUCUGAGACACAAGCUCAAAAGCCUGAUGACUUAAUGCUAAAUGGUCAAGUAACAGGUGACAGCAGCUGCAAUAGUCAUAUGACUUCUGAUUUAGAAGAUAAUGCUGCUGACGAAACUGUGGUAGAGAAAUAUCCGCUUCUGGGAGACAAUUCGAAUUUGUGUGAGCCUAGAUUUGGUGAAAUUGACUGCAAAGUUUUCUCGCCAAUGAACUCAUAUUUAUUUGAAGAUCUUCCACCCUUCAUGGAUUCUCCUUAUGCAAGUGAUUUUGGCCAUGAUCAAAAUGGAUUUCAUUUCCAGGAUGGGACUGGUGAACAAGAUGUAUCUUUCUCAUUGUUGGAUGAGGUCUUGAAUAACAAUGAUAACUCCUAUGAAGAAUCAAACUGUCAGAACUGGGUUACUGGAACUGAGAUACCUUUAUCUGAUAAUGUAUUCAUCUCAAAGACAAUUCCACCAGAAACCUCCUAUCUCAAACAAAACGGCAUAUACAGUGACGCAGACACAGAAAUGCCACAACUACAGUAUGAAACAGAGAUUGGAGCUCGCAAGUGGUUUGGUGGGCAUAUUGAUAAUAAGGAAUCUGUGCCAAUGCAAACUUGCUUUGAGUCUGGCCAUACUCAAACAGAACUUUAUGACCAAGAGUUUAGAAUUGGAAAUAUUGGUGGUCUUGGAAAUUAUUCUGUUGGCCAAGCAACUUCAUCCACUGAUUCUCCAAUGGGUAAUAUUAAUAAUUUGCAGCAAUUAACCAGUCUGAAGAAUUAUAUGAAUAAUGGUGCUGAUCUUGAUGGUGGAACUGGAAAUAAGACUAGAACCUACCAGCCUCUGCAACAAUCAAAUUCUGAAAACUUUGGAACUCUUGAAACUGACUGGAACUGGAACUGGAACUGGAAUCAGGAUUAGGACCCGUGGACCUCAGCAACGACCAAAUG
This is a messenger RNA of Durio zibethinus, 1666 nucleotides long. RefSeq names its product protein NTM1-like 9. The record is from RefSeq and is a predicted model, not a curated record. Gene Ontology annotation, molecular function: DNA binding. Gene Ontology annotation, biological process: regulation of DNA-templated transcription. Lineage: Eukaryota; Viridiplantae; Streptophyta; Magnoliopsida; Malvales; Malvaceae.